AUGUCAGACAAUAAUAAUUCUUGCACCCAAAAUUGUAAAACUCAAAAGAACAAGUGUCAACCGUGCCUGGGUCCAGUUCCAGUCCAGAAGCUCCAGGAUGGGAAGCCUCUGAUGGCUGAAGACCGGAACCACGACUCCUGCAUAAAAUUGAUAAUUUGCACAGACAAUCUAACUUUUAAACAUAAAAUUGACAGAAACAGCAAAAUGACUAAAAACGUUGCAAAAAUCGACGUAAAAUCUUGUGUGAAAGCCGAACCGCCUCACCCGUGUGACCCGAUCGUACCCUGUGAUCCUUUGAAACAAGAAGAGGGAGAAUGCCCUACGCCCUCUCUGUGCGUGGAGAAGUUGAAAAAUCCUGCACAUGCUGGUGAAAUAACAAAAUGUCUACCAGGGAAAUUCAUCAACGUUACUUCCUGCGCCAAAGAGGAUCCACCACAUCCGUGCGACGCGCUCGCCUGCAAUACGGACCUUACAAAGAGGCGCCCCUGUUCGGACCCCCCAUUGUGUGUGCAGCGAAUCAAGAACCCCGUUACAGAAAAAGAAAAAGUUGAUUCAUGCGAUACCCCUGAAUAA
Messenger RNA from Bombyx mandarina (wild silkworm), 573 nucleotides. RefSeq lists its product as uncharacterized. NCBI's taxonomy places the organism in Eukaryota, Metazoa, Arthropoda, Insecta, Lepidoptera, Bombycidae. The record is from RefSeq and is a predicted model, not a curated record.